CAAUAAUAUAUCCCAUACACCUCUGCAUCAUCAAUAAUUCCCUCAAGAUCGGUUUACUUGACUCACCACCCACAACCCACAAAUGGCUGAAAUAGUUCUCUACGACACUGCUGGGAGCAUCAUUAGGAGUUUGAGCUCUCUUGCUCUCCAAGAGAUUGGAGUGUUAUGGGGUUUCAAAAAUGAGCUUCGAAAGCUCGGGGACACCGUUUCCACCAUCCAAGCUGUGCUUUUGGACUCGGAGGAGAAGCAGGCCCAUAACCAUGCGAUCAAAGAUUGGCUUCGAAAGCUCAAGGAUGCCAUGUACGACGCCGACGACUUGCUGGAUGACUACUCCACUCAACUUCUACGCCGACAACUGAUGACACGGGAUAAGAAGAUGGCAAAACAAGUACGCAUCUUCUUUUCCAAAUCGAACCAGCUUGGAUAUGGCUUUAAAAUGGGUCAUAAGAUCAAGGCAAUUAGGGCGAGACUAGAUGAAAUUGCAACUGAUAGGAUCAAAUUUGGCUUCAAUGAGCACACCACAGCGACACAGUUUGAGCAUAUGAAAAGACAAGAUACACACUCAUUUGUACAUGGGGAAGAUGUCAUUGGGAGAGAGGAUGAUAAGGAGUAUGUUAAAAAGCUAUUAUUCGAUCCCAAUAUGAAUGAGAAGAAUGUUUCCAUAAUUCCCAUAGUUGCGAUUGGUGGACAAGGAAAGACCACACUUGCCCAGUAUGUGUACAAUGACGAGGAGGUUCGAAGACAUUUUGACCUAAGGAUGUGGGCAUGUGUCUCUGAUCCUUUUGACGUGAAAGCUAUCAUUGUAAAGCUCAUAGAAUCUGCGACUAAGGAGAGACCUAAAAGCCUUGAGAUGGAUCCAUUGCAAAGUGAGCUUCGAGCGAAAAUUGAUGGGAAGCGAUAUUUACUUGUUUUAGAUGAUGUGUGGAAUGAGAAUCGUCUAACAUGGUCCAACUUGGAAAAGUUGUUAGUGGGUGGCCUAAGAGGAAGCAAAGUUUUGAUUACUACACGUAGCGAAAAGGUUGCAGAGAUUACAGGUCUGUCAGCUUGAGCAGCAACUGUUUGAUCAUGUUUUCCCAUCUUCUUCAGAGGAUGUUUCAAGUUUGGCUCCAUUGAUUAGUCCUCUGUUUAUU
Corylus avellana is the source of this 1130-nucleotide messenger RNA. The record is from RefSeq and is a predicted model, not a curated record. NCBI's taxonomy places the organism in Eukaryota, Viridiplantae, Streptophyta, Magnoliopsida, Fagales, Betulaceae.